GCGGCGGCCCCGGCGCUGCCCGGGGGUUGAGCGGGCGCAGGGCCGUUCGCUCCGCGGGCCGGGCUCCCCUCAGCGCGCCGGGGCAACGCCUGGGACCAGCGGCGCCUCUCCAGCACGGGCACUCCCGGGAUCCUGGGCAGGACGCCCUCGCCCCGCGGGGUGCGGGGAGCCGGCCCGGCGCUGCUGCCCGCGCUCGAUGCAAACCUGGGACUGAUGUUUUUUAAAUGUUAACGGGCCCUAGAAGAAUUAGAAGUGCAUGAUCAAAGUAUCAGGAGCGUUUUUUACUCUGGAAACAUUGCUGCUAAAAAACUCCAAAUAGGAGGAGUAAAUCCACUCAGCUUGUCAGGUCACUGCCUCAGUGUAACGGUGCUUUCAUGAGGUGACAUUGGGCCAAAGUCAACUUUUCUUUCUCCUUUGUAAACUUGCAGCCAAGCAAUGGGCCAGAAAAUCUCAGGGAGCAUAAAGUCUGUGGAUGUGAGGGAGCCCCCUUAUAGACCCGUGAAACGAGAGCUGAGAGGCCCGGAUUUCUGCAAGCCUGCACGCCUGGACAUGCUGUUGGAUAUGCCCCCUGCCAAGCUGGAGGUCCAGUACAAACACGCUUGGAAUAACGAAGAUCGCUCGUUAAAUAUAUUUGUAAAGGAGGACGAUAAACUGACUUUUCACAGACACCCGGUGGCCCAAAGCACAGAUUGCAUCCGGGGCAAGGUGGGCUACACGCGGGGCCUGCACGUGUGGCAGAUCCACUGGCCCACGAGGCAGCGGGGGACUCACGCCGUGGUGGGCGUCUCCACGGCCGACGCACCGCUGCACUCGGUGGGAUACACGUCCUUGGUUGGUAGCAACAACGAAUCCUGGGGCUGGGAUCUGGGGCGCAACAAACUCUACCACAACUGUAAAAACCAGCCCGGGGUCACGUACCCCGUCUUUUUGGAACCAGAUGAGUCUUUUGUACUCCCAGACUCCUUACUGGUGGUUUUGGAUAUGGAUGAAGGGACGCUUAGCUUCAUGGUCGAUGGACAGUAUCUUGGAGUGGCCUUCAGAGGACUAAAAGGGAAAAAACUUUACCCCAUAGUCAGUGCAGUUUGGGGGCACUGUGAAAUUACAAUGAGAUACAUCAACGGACUUGACCGAGUGAGAAAUUUCAAGGAGGAAAUGGCAGAUCUGGGUUCCUGAGAGGAUUUUCUGAAGGCAAGCUCAGGGAGCAGCUUCAUUUACAUCACAGACCACAUCCCUGGGAAAAUGUAGCCUGGGCUUCUCACCUGGAGGCUUCCUGAGCUGUCUGAGCAGGGUGGCUGGUGCUGCUGCCAGGCUGGGGCUCCCUGCACUGCCCACAGUUCAUAGAGGAGCAGUAAGAAACAGCCUUUUUCUCCUUGGAGAAAAUGGAGUCACAGAGGUGCAACUAGAAAUUUAAAUUACUGUUCCUGAAACCCAGGGGUAAAGACCUGCAUAAGAUUUAAACUGUUCUGGCAUUGCAUAAGCAGUGCUAUUUUGCUCUUAUCAGAUACACUUCAGGGUUGUGAAGUGAUGUUUGAAAUUCUCACAAAUGGUAGACGCAGAGGGUCAUGCUAUUUAUUACACUUAAAAAAACAAGUGAUUUUACAGCAGGGGAAACAAAUGAAUUUGUGGGGGAAUAAUCAUUGUUUAAAUUUCAGAUAACAGUUCUUACUUUUACAUUCUUCCGAGCUUCCCAAAAAUGUGGCUGACUGCUCCCAGUGGGCGGUUUUGGUGAGGCUCUGCAGGGUUAAGACCAUACCCCAUGUCAGAUCUGCAGGGCACAGCUUGCACAGAGGAAUCUUCAGAAGAGUUGGAGCCUCCAGAGAGCUGCUGGUUUGCUUACUUUUUGCUUUCUUUGUCAUUCUUUCAACUCCCCUGCUUUGUGGGUUCUGGAUUACGUAUUGCGUAAAAUAAUUAGCUUAAUUGUCAGAUUUAAUUACUAAGGUUUUAGUAAUGGGUUGGAAAUUCAUUAUGGACGUGUUCCAUCUGUAUGGCAACGGCUGUAGCUGUGUAUUAGCAGUGUGUUUGUUGUAACACUUGUGUGUCUGAUGGGCCAUGCUGCCCAGGAGGUGUGGUUUGGGGAAACAGGAAAGCCGAAGCAUGGCAGGUGUCCUCAUUUUCUCUGAACUGCAGCUUUGGCCUGGAUACACAGUGGAAAAGAAAUGUCACACCCCAGAACUGUGACUGCAAUGGGUUUUCAGGAAGGAAACAGGCAGUAGUGAUUUAGAACAGCUCUGAAAUGUCUGUAGGGAGCCAUCAGCACCUAAGGGGUCAGCAGGCAUUGGGAACUUAGGCAAGACAGAAAUUCCAGUAGGCUUGCUCUGAAGUACUUUUUCUCUAAUUAUUUUGUUACUACUCACAAAUCCCCUCCCAUUCCUCUCCUUUCCCCCUCUGAUGCAUUUGUCCUAAGAGGAACCACAAGUCCAGGGCAUGGUUGGAAUUCUGGUGGGGAGUGGCACAGUUUAACUCAGGGAGGAACUGCAUCCCUGCUGCUAAGAGCAUGGCAAAAAGCUGAAUCUUUCAUCAAAACUGAGUAAAGCCCAUAAGGAAAAACAUACAUAAAAUUAAUUGAGCUUUGCAUACUUGGGGAAUAAUCACUGGAAGCAAGGAUUCAGUCCUGCUGUGACUGCUGAGCAACAGUUGAAGAGCAACAGACAGGUUUGGAACCAGCAAAAUUUUGAGACCUUUCCUGUCAGUGGUAAUUGUUAAAUCCAUAUGGCUCAUCCUAGGCAUGAAUUUGAUGAAAUUACAAGUACCAUGCACAUCUGGCUUCUAAAAUAACAUGGGAUGCUUCUAAUAGAGAAGUGGAUGAAAUGAUUUUUAUUUGGAAUGUGUUCACCUGGUGUUGGAAGUUACAAACACAAUGUGCCCAGUCCUGGUCCACACUGGAAAUCUGCUGCAGGGUGAGCGUUGCUUUUCUGUGAGACCCUCAGGCAGUGAUACAAAUUGCUCUCCAUGAAGUUUUCUUGUGUCCAGGCAUAGAAGUUCUUGCUCAAAGCCGAAUGGGAAAGGGGCCCAGGAGUUCUGAAGAAUUGUCAUUUGGCUUUGUUGUUUUGAAGGGGAGAAUGUCCUGGAAGGUCAGUUUUAAUUGAUGGUACCUACCAAGGAAGAGGUAGUGAGGAAUAAUAUACAGUCCUGCUUUUGUCUUUGGAAGAUACAUCAAUAAAG
Molecule: messenger RNA, 3162 nt
Organism: Taeniopygia guttata (zebra finch)
Lineage: Eukaryota; Metazoa; Chordata; Aves; Passeriformes; Estrildidae
Source: RefSeq, a predicted model, not a curated record